Rhineura floridana is the source of this 3771-nucleotide messenger RNA. RefSeq names its product receptor accessory protein 6 (gene REEP6). NCBI's taxonomy places the organism in Eukaryota, Metazoa, Chordata, Lepidosauria, Squamata, Rhineuridae. The record is from RefSeq and is a predicted model, not a curated record. Bases 134 to 694 code for a protein of 186 amino acids. The transcript has 5 exons.
UGCCACAUGUCGGCCCCGCCCCGGGAGGCGGAGUCUACCUGCCUGGGAGCUCCGCCCCCUCCAACCGCUAAGCGGAGAGAGAUCGGGGGCAGCCGGGGCGCGUCUCGGCUCGGCGGCGUCCUCCUCGAGCACGAUGGCCUCCCUCCAGCACCGUUUCCACUCCUUCCUGGAGCAGCCGGGCCUGCUGGGCGACCUCCUGAGCCGCCUGGAAGCCCAGACCGGCGUCAAGCGGUAUUACCUGGCGACAGGUGCGGUGGCUUUUCUGAGUCUCUACCUGAUGUUCGGAUACGGCGCCUCCCUGCUUUGCAAUCUCAUUGGCUUUCUCUAUCCCGCUUACGUCUCCAUCAAAGCCAUCGAGAGCCCCUCCAAGGAUGAUGACACAACGUGGCUGACCUACUGGGUGGUCUACGGGCUCUUCAGCAUUGCGGAGUUUUUCUCGGACACCUUCCUGUACUGGUUUCCCUUUUACUACGCCGGCAAGUGUCUCUUCCUGGUGUGGUGCAUGGCUCCCGUCUCGUGGAAUGGAUCCCAGGUCCUUUACCGCAGCCUCAUCCGGCCCUGGUUCCUGAAGCACCACCAGACCGUGGACAGCGUCCUCAGUGACCUCAGCGGCCGAGCCGUCCACGCUGCCUCUGCGGUGUCCAGGGAAGCAUCUAAUGAAGCUAUGAAGCGAGCCCUCCAGACCGCGGACUGAGCUACGGACGUUUUAAAACUCCCAGGUGAAAUAAAGGAUGCCCAGUACUGAUAUUCUGGAACUUCCCAUCGCAAGCUGGAGCCUCUGGAAGUGCCUGCUGUUUCUUUUCCCUGCACAUCUCUGAUAAGAGCUCUCCCCCCCUCUGCUGGCUUCCAUCCCGCCCUUAAUGCGGGAAAUCUGUGCAAUGCCCGUAAACUCCAUUGCCGGCCUGCCAAACUCCCCCAAAUGGCCUCGUGUUGCUCUUGAACUCUAGCAGAGAAGGCGUUGUGACUUUAAAGGCCUCCUGCACGUUGCAAGAGAGUGUGCAGCAGUUCUGCCGGGGGGGGGUGCACCAGGUUUUAACUCCCCCCCCCCCCCUGGAGUAUCUAACCAGGUUUCCUGUUUGGCUCUACAAACAGAAAUUCGUCACACAGAGCGAGGAGAUUGCUCCAGACCUGAACUGGCUCCCCUUGCAAUUGCAGUUCCAGAGCUGGGGCCAAAUAUUAGCUGCUUUCAACAAUACCAGUUAUGCAUCUCUGGUACAACUUGUAAGGGGUAAAGCAAAACAAAUAUACAGGCUUCUCUUCUCCCUCCCCCCCAUCUCAGGGUCACACACAGCAGGAACCAACUUGUGUGUUUCCUCCCCAGUCUUCCUGGGGUGAUAGAAUCUCUGUGGACGGAGCGAGCCGUUUGCUUGAGCACCACACUCUGCGCCGGCCUCUCCCAACCUCUUUGGGUCCCGUUGCUGGACGACAGUUCCCCUCAUUCCUGACUGUUGGCCAUGCUGGCUGUAGUGCCUGGUGGGAACUGUCGUCCAGCAACAUCUGGGGACCUGGACGUUGGGAAAGGCUGCUCUGUGCAUCAACGGCAAGCCAGUCCAGCAGUGUGGGCCAUGGAAGAAACGGGGUCCACUUCCGACCUCUGUCUAGUUCCUCCAUAUUCCAACUUUGCAUUCCCUGCAAAUUCUCGGGAAUGAUCUUUUUCUAAGACAGGCAUGGGCAGGCUCUGGCUUUCCAAAUGCUGUUGGACCCCCAGCUCCUAUCAACCCCCAGCUGGGAUGCCUGGUGGCCUGGGACCCUAGCAGAUUUUGUCCCAACACAGCUGGAAGGUACCAGGGUUCACCAUCCCUGAUCUAAGGCUAUCAUUGAAAUUAUUGAUGGGUUGAUGGAUUUUUUUUUAAAAAAAAUCUGGAUGGUUGUGGAAACAUGAAUGCUAAUCCGCUUGGGCCUGAGAUCGCCCUCUUCUCCCCCCAAAUCAAGACCUUUGCCAAAACGUUUAGCUGUGAUUAGCUCAGUCUCCUCCCAGCUGACUGGCUCCAGUUGUUGCUGGCCUCCAGGUAGGGUGGUUUGGCCAGCAGUCAUGGGAGAUGGGGGCUGUAGACCAGCAAUCCCAGGCGGUUGCCAGGUUGGGGAGAAAUUGGAUGCAUCCACCAAUAUUGCCAUCUCCCCAUAGGAAGCAAAAAGUUAAGGAGAACUUGUCCCCCUCCUCUCUCUCUCACGCACACCUGUAUUAUGUGGGCCAUAGAACCACCUCCUUACUUGGUGCAAUGAACUACAAUUCCCAUGACCCCCCCCCCCCGCCAGCACAGCCAAGGAUCAUGGGAGUGGCGAUCCACAACACCUGGAUAUCACUGUUUUGGCUGUCGCUGGGAUAGAGAGAGACCCAAUUAGACCUCUGACAACUUAAUUCACGCAGGAAGGUUGGGGGGGGCUUUAACAAAGCUUUGCUGAUCCAGCGUGGGCCUUGGAAAAGAGGCAGAGGCUGGGAAGCGGCUUAACAGAUGGGCUGGGACCUUUUCUGCUUUUGAUGAAGGCAUGGGUGCUUACCUGGGAAUCGUUCUCCCGUGUCUGAAGAUGUGGAAAGGGUAGCUAAAAUGCUGCGCCCGUGCUUUGCUCAGGGAGGAAACCCUUGGAAGUACCUUUGUAGGACUUGUCUCGACAAAGGGCCAGCAUGGAGAAUCUAGAGUUUUGCCAAAUUUACAGCUCCUGGCCUUCUAGUUGGGGCAGAUGUGGGGAAUGUGUAGCAAUCCGGAUUUGAUUUCCCCCCCCCAACACAUCAUCCUAACGCUUCACUUGUACGUCUCCAGAUUUGCUCACACAGGCGAGGCUUGCCGGCCCUGAUCUUGCACUGCAUUAAAAAGGAGUAUCAGAAUUGGCCACAUCUCCUUCCCCUCUCAAAGUACAGCUUGGGAAUGUGCCAAGGGUUAGAAAUUAAGGCCAAUUUUGACCUGCCAGUAUUGAUGUUGAGCUGCUUGUCGAGAGUUUAAUGGGUUCUUGAGGCCACCCUAAGCAGAUGCGCUUCCUUUAAUAUGGCAGCAGGGAGGUGGGGGCAUUCAGUGAUGGAACAUGCUCCUUGGCUAACUCCAGAAACUCCCAAGUUCCGACUUUGGUUUCCUGCUUUGAACGUCUCUCCUGGGGGGCCCCUUCCUCUUUUAGAUCCUCAAAGAAAGCGUGCCACUCUGAAACACUGCAAAAUACUUUGGCCGCGUUUCAGAGCCGUGAGCUUGAGAGCUCCUGGAGACCUUCUGAAUGUUGUCCUUUAAGGGUGAUGAAGAUUGGGUGGUUUGGCAAUCCCGUUUGUGGCUGGCUGCUAAUUUAAAAAGAAUGUUUGCUGAGGCACUGUCCUGGUUUAUUUUAUUUUAUUUUGCUCUGUUCAUCGGGUUUUGGAUGAUAAAAAUAAAAAUAUAAAAGUCUCGUUAUUAAAAAUAUUGAGUGAAUGUUGUGAUGCGACAAAGGGUUCAGAGAUAUAGGGCGAUGCCAGGGGUGGGUAUGGCAUUGAAUGAAAUUUCUCCAUCAUCCCGAUUCGUGACAGAGUUAAACACUGUCUCUAGUUAUUUUGAGUUGGAGCUAAAACUUCCCACCUUUAGUUUUGCUUGUGGCUGCCUUCAUCUUCCUCUACAGGAGUGUGUUAACCUGUUCAUCAAGAAGCAGCCUCUUGUUUUGAGCCUUGUAUUAAAUAAAGACACCGCCUUGACGGUUGCAGCAUCAAUAGCUAUCGGCACCCCAGGCUUUGUAGGCAUGGAAGGAUCUGUCCGUUUCAGACCUCACAGAUUUUCAUUUUUCAAAUCUUACAUCCACUUCCUCACAUUUCUGCAGCAA